Symbiodinium sp. CCMP2456 is the source of this 1458-nucleotide messenger RNA. The record is from the annotation of a GenBank genome assembly. NCBI's taxonomy places the organism in Eukaryota, Dinophyceae, Suessiales, Symbiodiniaceae.
GAGUACCAUCCGCGCUUCGCCGAGAAUUCUGAACUCGCAGCGCGCUCUGCACUGUUCUUGGUACUCUGCGGCCUUCCCUUCCUCAUCCCCGAGGGCGAGAUCCAGAGCCUCGAUGCCUUCCUCCAUACAGGCUUCUACGCCGUCGGUGUGGUGAGCUUCAUAGUGUUGCACCUGAAGAGAAACCUGGGUGCGACCAUGGCGGCGACAGCAAGUGGCUUGCGAGGAGUUCUGCUCGCAGUCUGCAAUGCCUGGUUCUUGUUUGGCAUCUGUCCUGAUGGCUACACCGACGACGCACCAGUGUGGGUCUGGUGGUUCGGCCUACUGGAGGGGCUGCUGUUUGUGUCCCUAUUGGCAUUCCUGAAGUUUGAUACAGCAGUGAUAUUUAGCAUCAAGCUGUUUGCGGGCUACUGGAUGCAGUUUCUGCGGGGAGAUCAGAAAGGAUUCAGACAGCCCUUCACACCUGGAUUUAGUCUGCGGAAGAACCGAGGCAUUCAAGAUUUGACCUGCGUGGUCUUGGGAUCCAUUUUCGCCAUCCUGGUCUACAUUGUGCCUUACCCCCUCACGGCGUUGAACUCUGCAAAAGAGGUUGCAACCGAGAUGACGCACGAGGUACCCAAGAUUUUGCGAUUGUUCGUUGAGUUCCUGGAAACGGACAAGAGCAACGAUUACGGCCAGGAUCGUAUUCAGCGGCAUAUACGGCGCUUGCACAAAGAGUCAGGUAGGCUGGCAGACAGCGUGAAGCAUGCCUGGUGGGAGUGUUUUGGCUGCGGGCGCAGGCAGCUGGAUAGGUGGGCGCUUGGAGUGCUCGAGCAGUCGCUGCAGAAGACCUACGAUGCGAUCCAAGGCAUUUGGGCUGUGGCCGAGCUCACCAAAACAGAGGCACGAAGCGAGAAGCAUGUGGCCCUGAUCAAAGUUGUCAAGGCACACUUUCUCCCCAUCGUGGACAUUGUUGAGGAGCUGCUGGUAUCCGUUGUGUCGGUGGACAGUUUGGUCCACUUCACAUCAGCUGAUGCUGAGAGGGUCAGAGUCCUCAAAGACAAGAUCCACGAAGCCAAGGGCCGUUUUCGAGAGGCUUUCUGGGAGGAGCGUGCAAGGAUCAUGGCAGAACAGACAGACGAGCGGUCGAUGCGGAACAGCAUCAACGAGCUCCGCGUCAUUCAUGUGGUGGCCUUCAACAUGAUGAUGAUCCUCCGGGACUUCCUGGAGUAUGCCGAGCAGAUACUCCGGCAUCACGAUGGAGAGGCGGACCUGCAGAAAGUUGUCGAGCACGAUUGGCUGGGCGGCCUUUUCCAGGGCAUAGCGACCUUUCAAAACGUUCGGCAUGUGCUGCGGGUGGUGCUCUCUGUGAUGCUGGGCUUUUUCUUGGGCUAUUGCGGCGGAGGCUUCGUGACGCCUGGCACGGCAGCCAUCGCCAAGGCCACGGCCACACUUCUCAGCAAGAACCAGGGGAGCGCCCUG